CACCUACCUCAUAAACAGCCAUCACAAACUGGGCAUCGGUUCACCCUCUUAGGUAUAGGUCUGUGAGUAUCUGACUGCAAUCUGUCUUAAAUUACACCAAGCCGUGGAAGAAAAGUCUGAAGAGUAUUCAGAUAACUCAAUAAGUUCAACCAGAAUAGAACCACAUUAUCCACCUCAUAAACAGCUAUCACAAACGGGGUAUCGGGGCAUCUGUCUUUCAUGACACCAAGCCGUGGAAGAAAAGUCUGAAGAGUAUUCAGAUAACUCAUAUGAGGGAUUCGCUGCCGACGCACCACACACAAACAGAGACAGACACCAUGACAGCAGAGUACGAGCCCGAUCCCGAAUUUGUGUACGAUUACCACACGCUUCGUAUCGCAGGCCUGACCUUCGCCGGGGUCGUGACCCUCUUCUCCGUCCUAAUGCUCACCUGUAACAAAAUCCGACGCUGUGGCAAACCAAAGCCGAAACCUGUAGAAGAGGAUGACGAAUGAAUUCAGUACUGAACUCUCUACACUGCUGCUGUGGGAGGUGUUUGAAUUAAUGUUUGUUUCUAAGGAAUUCAUCCUCUGACUUCAUAUUUCAUAUUCAUAUCAAUGCCAAAGAAAUGUUUAACAACUCUGUACUCUUUUAAGGAAACAAACAUGUAACUUACAUUCUAUAUCUAAUGAAUAUCAAUGUAUUAUUAUACAUAUAUGUGAUAAUUAAAUCUGAUAUAAACAUA
Messenger RNA from Clupea harengus (Atlantic herring), 724 nucleotides. Its product is annotated as phospholemman-like. The transcript is spliced from 7 exons. Lineage: Eukaryota; Metazoa; Chordata; Actinopteri; Clupeiformes; Clupeidae. The record is from RefSeq and is a predicted model, not a curated record. The coding region runs from base 270 to 494 and encodes 74 amino acids.